This is a messenger RNA of Morchella sextelata, 402 nucleotides long. RefSeq lists its product as uncharacterized. The record is from RefSeq and is a predicted model, not a curated record. Gene Ontology annotation, biological process: deadenylation-dependent decapping of nuclear-transcribed mRNA. The transcript has 4 exons. Gene Ontology annotation, molecular function: RNA cap binding. Bases 1 to 402 code for a protein of 133 amino acids. Gene Ontology annotation, cellular component: Lsm1-7-Pat1 complex; P-body. Lineage: Eukaryota; Fungi; Ascomycota; Pezizomycetes; Pezizales; Morchellaceae.
AUGGAAGGCGCCGAGCCACCGACUCUCCCCCCGCAGAUGUUCACGACAUCUGCGCAGCUGCUUGAUCUCACCGAUAAGAAACUACUGGUUGCGCUCCGCGAUGGGAGGAAGCUAAUUGGUGUCCUGCGAUCGUGGGAUCAGAGCACAGUUGAGCGUCUCUAUGUGAACGAUUCGUACUGCGACAUCCCGCGCGGGGUGUUUAUCGUGCGCGGCGAGAACGUGCUGUUGCUUGGGGAAAUUGACCUUGAUCGCGAGGACGAUAUACCAUUCCGGCAGGCGUCGGUCGAGGAGGUGUUUGCGGGGCAGAGACAGGCCGAUGUGGAGAAGAAGCACAGGGACAAGGUGCACAGGAAGAAGCUGCGCGCAUUGGGGUUUGAGGAUGAAGGUGAGGUGCUAGUUUAG